CCAAAUUUUUCAUCAGUUAAUCUCUACACUACUUUUGGAGUAGGAUGUAUUACUUGGCAAUUUUAUUUUGCACUCUUUUUGUGCCCUUUACUCAAUCGUUCUACAUCGACGAUGUACCUGACUAUGAGGUGGUGCCAAUUAGUCAUAAAAUAUCCGACGACAAAUUAACAAUUCGAAUUAAAAGAGAUGGGAAAACCAAUGAUUAUCAUUUAAAUCCAAAAGAUAGUUUAUUUUUAGGCAGAGAAUCGAAAGUUUAUACUGCUACUAAUAAUGUUAAAAAUAGUUCCAUUGAUUAUGAAGAAGUACAAAAUGUUUUGCAAAAAAUCGACCAUAAAUUUUAUCAAGGUGAAGAAACUGGUUCAUCUGUUACACACUUUAAGAAUAAACGUGGAAUAUCUGAAUUUCAUGGAAUAAUCGACAACAAUUAUGUGAUUAAACCAUUGCCCAAUCAUCUUCGUAAACGUCGAGGUUUGUUGAAAAAAAAUUCUGCAACCUUUGAAAGUGAUGCCGAAGGUUUUAUAAAUACUGAUGAACAUAUAAUUUAUAAACAAACAUUUAAUAAUGCUUCACAAUUUCAUGCACAUAAGCAUGUCGAUGAUGAAAUUUUGAAAAUUAAAAGUGUGUCCCGAAGAGAAGUUAAAGUGACUCCAGACAUUGUGUAUCCAGAAAUUUUGCUUUAUGUUGAUGAUGUAAUUUUCAAAAAAUACAAUUAUGAUGUGAUGAAUGCGUUACAAUAUAUUUUGAGUUUCUGGAAUGACGUUGAUUUAUUAUAUAGACAAAUGGAACAUCCAAAAAUUCGCUUCUACAUGAGAAAAAUAGUAUUUCUUAAAGAACCACUAUCAUUCAUUAAUGAAGGAAUCCAAAAUAUGACCAAAGGACUAAUAGAUACAAGAAAAUGUUUAUACUCAUUUGCUAAACUUUUAUAUAAGCAACAAUUCUUUCGGCCAAAGAUAGAUUAUGAUAUAGGCAUGUUAAUGUUUAGACGAUCUGGUGUAAAUGCAAGUGGUGAGGCCUUUCUUAAUGGAGUGUGCAAAAAUAAUAAGGAUAAUCAGAUAAACUAUAGUACCGGUAUAAUUGAAAAUUGGAGUGCAGGUAUUGGUGCUACAGGGAUUGUUACUGCUGCUCACGAAUUAGCUCAUCUCUUUGGAGUAUCUCAUGAUAGUAAUAAAACGGGUUGUUUAAAUUCAGACAACUACCUUAUGAAUACAAAUCAUGGUACUAAAAACGCAAGGAUAAUGUCCCCAUGUACGAAAGAAAGUAUUCAAUCAACUUUAAGUAAAGAUUAUACGAAAUGCAUUCGGAAUAAUCCAGCAGAAUAUGAAGAGAAUUUAAAUUCGAAUACAGAGGCACCAAUUACGAGUGAUUCAUCCACAUCAACGAAUUGCGGUAAUGUAAAGUGUUCAACUGAUGAAACAUGCAUCAAAGGAAAGUGUACAAUUACAAAUGAAGCAGAAAAUAACAUUGACGAUGAGUCUUUGCUGAAAGAUUUUGCCUUGUGGUUUGAAAAAUCCCAAGCUAAAAUUUUUAACAUUCUUCCAACCUCAUAAACCUAAUUGAAUCCUAACUUAAACCUUUUGGUAUUUAUUUCAUUCUCUUAACAUGACUUUAACAUCCUUUGAUUGUUAAAUUUUAAUCCUAAAAUGAACCUUAUGAGACUACUUGAAUUUUUUAAUGUCAGGCAAAUAAACUUUUUUUGACCCUAUUUCAUCCUACUUGACACUUAAUUCGUUCUUACUAAUAUCUAUUUAGACCUCAAUGGACCUUAAAGCAUGUAUAGGUGCAAUAAAAUAUAAAACUCCAUCAACCUCACAGAAAAAAGUUGGACUCAUAUUUGUUGCAUUUCAAAAUGAGUUCAUGUUAAAUGACAUAGAACGUGGCGCCAUAUGCCUGUCUCAUUUUUGAUACAUAACAAAUUGAGUAUAAAUUUUGUACUCAAUUUGAGAUUAGGUUUUUUCUGUGGCUUUCACAACAGGAGGGCUCUGGUUAUAUUAAGAUACGAAAUUGGAAAUAGUAUUUACUUAAAUACGCAAUAUUGUGAAUUUUUCAUUUCAAUUUCAUUGUUCAAAAAACAGCCUUUUUACCUUUUAGAUACUGAGAAUUUAACCCUACACUUACUAGAAUCAACCUUAGAUAGGAGAAAAUGAAAGAAAGCUACAUAAUUUAUUUAGGCAGAUUGUAGGCUCUUUAGGUCCAUUUUUCUAUUAUAGAAUCCUUUAUAAAAAAUUGUAUUUCUCAGAAAGAAGAGAAUUCUCGGUUCAAAGUAAGGUAUAAAUUAGGCUUAAAAUUUUGCUAGGGAUAAACUUGGAAGUUUUUUUUUUCUUGAGAAUUUUUUCUUCGAGUAUCUAAGCUAACAAAAUCUGGUUUGUUAUUGCAAUAAAUUUUUUGUUUUUCUAAUAAU
This is a messenger RNA of Leptopilina boulardi, 2398 nucleotides long. RefSeq names its product venom metalloproteinase 3-like. Lineage: Eukaryota; Metazoa; Arthropoda; Insecta; Hymenoptera; Figitidae. The transcript has 12 exons. The record is from RefSeq and is a predicted model, not a curated record. Gene Ontology annotation, molecular function: metalloendopeptidase activity. The coding region runs from base 45 to 1547 and encodes 500 amino acids. Gene Ontology annotation, biological process: proteolysis.